Molecule: messenger RNA, 6084 nt
Organism: Gallus gallus (chicken)
Lineage: Eukaryota; Metazoa; Chordata; Aves; Galliformes; Phasianidae
Gene: IRS4
Product: insulin receptor substrate 4
Exons: 2
Coding region: 239-3736 (1165 amino acids)
Biological process (GO): insulin receptor signaling pathway
Cellular component (GO): cytosol; plasma membrane
Molecular function (GO): phosphatidylinositol 3-kinase binding; insulin receptor binding
Source: RefSeq, a predicted model, not a curated record
GCGGUCACGUGAUGUUUUUGCCGUGGUGCCGCCGAGGCCGCCCGUGUGAGUGCGAGUAGCCGGGCGCCGGCGGGAGGGUGCGGGUAGGCGGGCGGCGGGCACGCAGGCAGGCAGCGCCGGGUCUUUGGCGCCGCCCGGCUCCUCAUGCGCGGCCCGCGGCGGGCGCUUCCCCGGUGAGGGCGGGUUCCCGCAGCCCGCCCCGUUUCUCCCCUUCUCCAGACCCUGCCUGGCCCCUAAGAUGGCGAGCGGCAUGAACGGCCCGGGCGGCGGCGGCGGCGGCGCCGGCGCGGCGGUCAGGGGCGGCGAGGAGGAGCCGGGCGCCCGGCACGCAGGAGGCGGAGCCGUGCCUCAGCAGCGGGAACCCGGUGCGGCGGGCGAGGGGGAGCCGGCGGCGGGGGACGGUGGGCGCUGCCCGUCCCCGCAGCCCCACCACCUGCUGCUGCUGCUGCGGCGCUCUCCCAGCGCUUCGCUCUGUCCGCCCGCGGAGGGCCCCGCGGGCCGCGCCGCCCUGGGCCGCGGCGGGCAGCCCCCCCCUGCGGGCCGCGCCGCACCCCCGGCCUCGUCCUCCGGCGGCGACGACGUGAGGAAGUGCGGCUACCUGAGGAAGCAGAAGCACGGGCACAAGCGGUACUUCGUGCUGCGGGCCGAUAGCCCGCUGGCCCCUGCCCGGCUGGAGUACUACGACAGCGAGAAGAAGUUCAAGAGCAGCCUGCGGGCGGGGGGCGGCGGGGCGGCCCCUGUCUGCUGCCCACCGCCCAAGCGGGUCAUCCCGCUCUACCAGUGCUUCACCGUCAGCCGGCGCGCCGAUGCCAAGCACAAGCACAUCAUUGCCUUGUACACCAAGGACGAGUACUUUGCUAUGCUGGCGGAGAAUGAGGCCGAGCAGGAGGCCUGGUACGAAGCCAUCAGCGAGCUGAUGAGCCAGACCAAGAGGGGCUGCCUGGAGCAGGAGGACCAGGCGGAGCAGCAGGUGGAUGAGGAUGAUGAGCACUACGGGACCUCCCUGAGGCCUGGCACUGUCUUCAAGGAGGUGUGGCAGGUUAACGUGAAGCCCAAAGGGCUGGGCCAGACGAAAAACCUCACUGGAGUGUAUCGGCUGUGCCUCUCCAGCAAGGCUAUCCACCUCGUUAAGCUUAACUCGGAGGUGCCCUCUGUCCACCUACAGCUGAUGAAUAUUCGCCGCUGUGGGCACUCAGAGAACUUCUUCUUCAUCGAAGUGGGCAGAUCAGCCUCCAUCGGGCCUGGAGAGCUCUGGAUGCAAGUGGAUGAUUCUGUGGUGGCCCAGAAUAUGCACGAGACUUUUUUGGAGACCAUGAAAGCGCUCAAAGCCUUUGCAGAGUUUAGGCCCCGAAGCAAAAGCCAGUCUUCUGGUGGUGGUGGUGGUACCAAUCCCAUCUCCUUCAUCACCACUAGGAGGCACCUGGGCAACCUGCCCCCCAGCCAGACGGGCUUACAGAGAAGAUCGAGAACUGAGAGUGUAGUUGGAGGGACGCCUCCUACCACCAAGAGCAGCAACUCCUACCGCUUCAGGACAUCCAGUGAGGGAGAAGGAACCAUGACUAGACCUUUCAGGUCAGUGACAGGGAGCCUGAUCCACCUCAACACUGCAAGGAUGAAUUUGGGCCGGCAAGAAGGGAGUGGAAGGUACGUUAGAGCUGCAUUCAGCUCAUCAUAUCACACUAGGUCUGCUUCGCUGCCUGUGUCUCAUUUUCCCUCCACUACGAGUCCUAUCAGCGUUUCUUCCAGCAGUGGCCAUGGCUCUGCUUCAGACAUGUUGACCAGGCCUUCUAGCUCGUCUGUUUGUGGCUCUCCAAGUGAUGGGGGAUUUAUCUCUUCUGAUGAGUAUGGCUCCAGCCCUGGAGAUUUCAGGUACUUUAGGGUCCGGAGUAAUACACCGGAUUCCUUGGGAAACACACCGCCUAUCAGAGAGGAGAAUUGUCUGAGUGAGUACAUGUCCAUGAGUAAGCAGCAAGCAGACGAUAACUCAAGAGAUGAUUAUAUGGAGGCUGAAAAGUGUUUCAGAAAAAGAACUUACUCUCUAACUAAACCAACUUCGGUAGCAGUGCAGCAGAAAACAACACAAACUACAGCUUUGUUAGAUGAAGAUUCCGUAGGAAAUCAUGGACGAUUACUUUACUCUGAAACAUCAAAAUUGAAAGGUAACCAUGAAUUGGAGUACAGUGACAGUAAUCUUGAUUCUAUAUGCAACCAAAGCAGGAGUAAAGCCAGGGAUGAUGGAUACAUGCCAAUGAUGCCAGGCGUUGCGUCCUCUCUGUCAAGUAACAGCGAUUAUUUGCCAAUGACUCCUAAAAGUAUGUCUGUUCCGAAGCAGAUUAACAAUUCAUGGUCACCAUCUCAGGUCGACUCAAGAGGAUAUAUGAUGAUGUUUCCAAAGGCAAGCUCUUCACCUGUACGGAGUCCUUUAACUGGAUUUAUUUCUAAAGGUAGUAACGAGAAGAUUGUCAACAAUGAAUACAUGGAUAUGUCACCUGGUAAUUCAGCUCCAAAGCAUCCCGGUGAUUCAAAUUAUAUACAUACUAGUUCUGCUUCCAAAGGUUUCAGUUCAUAUUUUUCUUUGCCUCGAAGCUUUAAGGCAUUAACAGGACAAAAUGGUGACCACAGUGAAUAUGUUCCAAUGUCUUCACCUGGAAAACUCCUGUAUGGUGGACCAGAAAAUGUAAAAAGCACCAACAGCGAAGUUUUGUCUAACGGCAUCUCUAAGUCACCGGUGGCAAAAGGUUCAGAUGAAGGACUGGUGCAGAACAGGGCUACACGGCCAACAAGACUCCCCCUCGGUACAAGAGGGAGUAAUACUAUCCCAAGAAUGUAUGAUCGCACAGUUCCACCUGAGCCGGCAAGUCCUGGUGAAUACAUCAAUAUUGAUUUUAAUGAGAAGGCAAGUAAUACACCGUAUUCCUUAUCUGCAGAAGGAUCGCCAUCAUCUCUGGGCUCAAGUAGUGACCACAGGCAGUCCCCACUCUCAGAUUAUAUGAGCGUAGACUUGGAUGUACAGUCACCAAAAGUAGCGAAAGAACUAUCUAACUCUUUAACAGAUAUUUCAAUUUAUGCAAGUUCCAGUAUUCCUAGAAACCAACAAAAUCCUGACUAUGCUAGGCUCUCCUUUGGUACUGCAUGUGUUAGCGCUGCGAAUAACAGGACUGAUGAUUACACAGAGAUGACAUUCAACAUGGCAGCAACGCCACCUCGACCCUUUGCUGCCGAAUCCGAUGAUGGUGUAAAGAUGGAUAGUCCUUCUUCCAUAGUUAACAGACUGUGCAUUGUUGAUCGAUAUGCUGGUAGCAGUAGUUUUUCUGUUCCUAGUGCUGAGCCUCCAAUGGGACCGAAAGUUAUCCGAGCUGAUCCUCAAGGCAGGAGGAGACACAGUUCUGAAACCUUCUCUUCUGCUGGGACUGUGACGACAUCCUCCUCUUUCUUUACUGAUAGUAGCAAAAGACACAGCUCUGCCUCAUUUGAUAACGUUUGGUUAAAACCAGAUGAAAGCAUUUCUGAUGGUCAGGAAAGCAAAAUGUCCAGGGAUACCUCAACUGGAUUUCAAAAUGGCUUAAACUACAUAGCUCUGAAUUUAUGCGAUGAUCCAAUAAGCUGUGAGGCAAGUACUGGGACGCCAACUUGCCAUCUCCAAAAUGGUACUUCAAGUUUGGACAGUGGAGCGUACGUAAGCAUAGACUUCACCAGGUCUGAUGGUCUGAAGUGUAACGCUGCACGAAAAGACUGACUGCAUUGCCAUGGAAACCAUUGUUGGAAGAGAAGACUUCUGCUGGAAACUCCAGAAACUGUGUGGUGCUUUUGGAAGCCAAGCUCAGCUCCAGCCGGCUACUUUCAUUUCCACCAGCACGGACACGGACGCAUCCUUCCAAUUAAUUUUGUCAUAGACAUCAGCUCUCUACAAUUGAAUUAAUUUGAAUUGAGACUUUUCAUAGCUGUGCUUUGGUGAUGGAAAUUGGUCUUUCCUGUCAUGUCUAUCUGGGAGGCAGCACGAGUGCUAGUGGGAGAUCCUUACACGCCCUUCUCUUCCUCCUACCUCUCCCAUUAAUUUGUUUUUAUUUAUAUUCUGAGACGUCAAAGCUGGUUUCCGAUGUCUGCUUACCGUGGGUUUUGCUUCUCUGGUACGUUAACAAGUGAUUAGCUUAAAACUUAAAACAUGUUGUUAGCGGUAUUCGGGCAGUUGGGAGCUUCAGGUGGGUGGAAGGAGGGAGGGAGAGGUUGAGGGGAGAACCUGCAGGGCUGAACCGGUCUGGAAAGGAGAGACCUCUUCUGCCUUUUGUUUUGUUUUGCUUUCAUGGUACGAGAGAGACUUCUUGAUCAUAGGCUAGAGUACUUUAAAUCAAAUGUCCGUCAUGGCUUAAGCUGACUUUUUUGCUCAGAAUUUUGGUAUGUACAAAGUAGGAUUAAAUGGGCUGGUUGUCUUGUAGGUUGUUUUUGUUCUUACCCUCAUGAUACUUGUUUAUAAACAUGAAUUGUGUAAAAUGAGGUUUUUGUUCAUGCAUUCAAAUGGAGGAGUGCAGAGUCGUAUCCAGCAUUUGUGACUUCUGCGUUACAUUUGUCAGCUGUAGCUUCUUAAAGAGAAACCACCCUAAUUGAUCUUACUUUCAGCCAAAGUCCCAUCUUUAAUUUGGGACUGUUUUUGUUCGUUCUUCGUGGCAUAAUGGGAAGAAGUAAAAUAUUGGCUCUUCAGUUGUCCUUAUCCCAGUUAUAGAAGUGCAAAGAAUGAUCAUUUGACAUUUUUUAAAAAAUAAAUUGCAGAAAAAUCAGGGCUUAAGUGCUUCACUCUUGUACUGAUAUAUAUGUAUUUUUUUGGUUGAAAUGAGUUUAGGCUUUUAACACUGCUAUAAACGUAAAGAGCAUGACACUAGUUGUUGGUACAUGCCAUGUAUAAUGAAAGGCACUGAUGAUUGGAAAAGAGUAUAGAAGUGGUACAUAAAUCCUCAUGCUGUACUGCACCACACAGCUGUACUCCUCUACAUUGUAUAUUGUACAACCGAGCAGUCGGGCCGCCUCGCUCUAACAUACAACCUUUACAGUACCGGUACAGUUUGUAGAACCAGUCGGACACCGUCACUUUUGCUCGGUGGUGUUUACCCACAUCUAUUUUCGAGCAGGAUUAAAAUGUACAUGUCAAGGUUUGGUGACAACUUUUUGGGACGUGUGGUACCCAUCAGUUGAUGCAGCGUCCGGUGACGAGAAGAACUGUUGUACAGGGUUUAAAAGCACAGAGCUGAUUGCGAUUCUGGAAGAGAAGUUAAAGUUGGUACGGAUAUUUGUUGCUGCUAAACAUACACUAAUGAAAAAUAUGACCACUUUUCUAGACCAUGAUACUGUCUUGCCAUAUAGCUUUUGUUUGGUCUCGUAAAUUAAUAAUGCAAUACGUAGACAGCUUUUUAUAAAGCUUUACAUCUUUUUUAGGAAACCAUAAUUUGGAUGAAGAUAGUUCUAAACCUUUAACGUGAGAGGGAAAGGUUGUUUUGAAGAAAAACGUACAUACCUAUUUCAUAUUAGAUCCCUGAGGCUGCCAUUGUACAAUAUACAGCACUGAUUUAAUAAAUGCUGAAUAAAUAAUUAAAUGGGUAACCUCAACUAGAGUGGUACAAAUACUAACAGGUACGGCAUAAUAAAUAUGCAAUCUUUUUGAAUCUCUUAGUUUACAGCAACUAAUUUAUUCAGUAUUGUGCUGGAAGAACAUUUUCAGAAUAUGUAAAACAUAUCACUAUGUAUACUACCUUCCAGCUACCCGUUUAUGCUGCUGUAUAGUACAAAAUACCAAUGAUGGAACAAUGUUUGUCCUGUAAAUUUAAUUUGAUACUGGACAGUUAUCGUCUGUACAAACUAAAACAUAUAUGGUUGAAACUGUUCAUUAUAUUUGCUAUUCCUGCUUCACAGAUCUGUUUUAAAGUUGAGCUGAUUGAUCUGGCUUUGUCUUCCAUUGUAAAUAUUGUUAUGUUGUUUUCUUUGUAAAACACAUCGCAUCUGCGGUUCUGGGAGACUGGCUUGAAGCUCUGUAUAGUGUUUAUAUUUAUCUGACUUGGCUUUCCAUAGAGCUACUUGCAGUAAAUACGUGUUCAUGUA